AUGCCACCAAAGAAGCAAGUUGAGGAGAAAAAAGUCCUUUUGGGCCGUCCAGGUAACAAUUUGAAGGCUGGUAUCGUCGGUUUGGCGAACGUCGGGAAGUCCACUUUCUUCCAGGCUAUCACCAGAUGUCCAUUAGGGAACCCAGCGAACUACCCCUUUGCGACAAUUGACCCAGAAGAGGCCCGUGUCAUUGUGCCCUCGUCGAGAUUCGACGAGUUGGUCAAGAUUUACAAGCCUGCCUCUGAGGUUCCAGCGCAUUUGACCGUUUACGAUAUUGCAGGGUUGACUAAAGGUGCCUCCGCUGGUGAAGGUUUGGGGAACGCUUUCUUGUCCCACAUUCGGUCCGUGGACUCCAUUUACCAAGUCGUCCGUUGUUUUGAUGAUGCGGAAAUUAUCCACAUCGAGGGUGACGUUGACCCAGUCCGUGACUUGGAGAUUAUUCUUGGUGAGUUGAGAUUGAAGGAUAUUGAGUUUUCUCAGAAGGCAUUGGAAAGUGCUGAGAAGAUCGCCAAGAGAGGUGGCCAGUCUCUAGAGGUCAAGCAGAAGAAGGAGGAGAUGGCUUUGAUCGAAAGAAUCAUCAAGUUGCUAGAGGACGGGCAAAGAGUGGCCAACCAGGAGUGGACUCCAAAGGAGGUCGAGACCAUCAACUCCAUGUUCUUGUUGACCGCGAAGCCAUGUAUCUACUUGAUCAACUUGUCCGAAAAGGAUUACUUGAGAAAGAAGAACAAGCAUUUGCUAAGAAUCAAGGAAUGGGUCGACAAGCACUCCCCAGGUGACUUGAUCAUUCCAUUCUCUGUGUCUCUAGAAGAGAGACUGUCCCACAUGAGCGAGGAGGAGGCCGCCGAGGAGUUGAAAUCCAUCUCCGCGCAGUCUGCCCUACCAAGAAUCAUCACGACAAUGAGAGAAAAGCUUGAUCUGAUCUCCUUCUUCACUUGUGGUCCAGAUGAAGUACGUGAGUGGACCAUCAGAAAGGGCACAAAGGCGCCUCAAGCAGCAGGUGUCAUUCACAACGACUUAAUGAACACCUUUAUCCUGGCCCAGGUCAUGAAAUACGAGGACGUUGUUGAAUACAAAGAUGAUGCAGCCAUCAAAUCGGCAGGGAAACUGCUACAGAAGGGUAAAGAUUACGUCGUUGAAGACGGUGAUGUUAUCUAUUUCAGAGCAGGCGCUGGGAAGAACUGA
This is a messenger RNA of Huiozyma naganishii CBS 8797, 1182 nucleotides long. It is a transcript of the gene OLA1, whose product is annotated as Obg-like ATPase. The record is from RefSeq and is a predicted model, not a curated record. Gene Ontology annotation, molecular function: ATP hydrolysis activity; ATP binding; GTP binding. The transcript has a single exon. The coding region runs from base 1 to 1182 and encodes 393 amino acids. Lineage: Eukaryota; Fungi; Ascomycota; Saccharomycetes; Saccharomycetales; Saccharomycetaceae. Gene Ontology annotation, cellular component: cytoplasm.